AUGGAUUGGGAUCCAUCCUUCUGGGUCUGUAAGGCAACACAAUUGGUGCCUCAGGCAGAAGCGCCAAGGGUUGAUCAUGCGGGGUCGCAGGUUGUGGAAUGUGUGGAGAUUGUGGCUGAUUCUGGGGAACCUGAACUGGUGCAGGGACUUCUGGCCGAACUGAACCAUCCUGCUUCUAGACGGGAAGGGCUCCUCCCCUCUGUCCAACUUGGAUCUCUCCAUGCCCUGAAAUUCCAGCUAUCUGUGUGA
Molecule: messenger RNA, 249 nt
Organism: Prunus armeniaca (apricot)
Lineage: Eukaryota; Viridiplantae; Streptophyta; Magnoliopsida; Rosales; Rosaceae
Source: the annotation of a GenBank genome assembly